Dreissena polymorpha is the source of this 1416-nucleotide messenger RNA. Its product is annotated as zinc transporter ZIP1-like. Gene Ontology annotation, molecular function: zinc ion transmembrane transporter activity. The record is from RefSeq and is a predicted model, not a curated record. The coding region runs from base 192 to 1277 and encodes 361 amino acids. The transcript has a single exon. Gene Ontology annotation, cellular component: plasma membrane. Gene Ontology annotation, biological process: zinc ion transmembrane transport. NCBI's taxonomy places the organism in Eukaryota, Metazoa, Mollusca, Bivalvia, Myida, Dreissenidae.
UCAUUUCACAACACUCAAAUUACUAAUUUAUUAUGUGAUUGAUUUGAAUGCAAAAUCUGAAAUACUUAAGGUAUAAUUAGGGGCUAAACGACUGUUUGGAGCGCGAAUUCUAUAAUUAAACGACAGUGAAAUAAAAUCAAAUCAAAAUAAAACGUCGAACAAGAAUUUCAUAUCAAAUUGAACAGCACAAAAUGGAUUCAAGUAAAAUUGCAAGUUUGUUUAUAUUGUUUGGACUAUCAACAAUUUUCGGAUUUCUUUCCAUUUUAUUGGUCAAAUGUUUGACCAGAAAAUUUGGAACUUCCGGUACCGUUAAUCGCGUCGUCAGUUGGUGUAACUGCUUCUCCGGCGGCGUGAUUUUCGCCGCUAUGAUGUUGGACCUUUUACCGGAAGCGCGCGAGGACAUGGAAGAUGCGCUAGAAGACUAUGGUUUUAAAACGGAAUAUCCACUCACGGAACUGCUAGUAUGCGUUGGAUUCUUCUUCAUGUUAAUCGUUGAACAUCUUGCACAUUUUUGCUGCUCCCCCAGAAACGUUGAACCAUCAAACGUGGCGCACGCUGAACAAGAACACAAGCAAGAAUCUUGUAUUGACGAUUCUUUCAUCCAACCGUGUGGUGGAAUAAAAAACGCCGGUUACGACCAACCAUCGGACAAGUCUGAAUAUCCUAGAGACAAGUUCACCACCACCAGCACCGUCACGAACAACAAAAGCGUUGCAUUUAUCAGCCAUGGCGACAAGAAGUCAGGCUACGCAAAAACUGAAUCGACAAUCGCACAAUCUGCCACAAUCGAUACCAUGGAGACAACCACAAAAGACACAAAUCAUUCAACAAUAAGGGGAAUAGGCCUCAUGAUAGCGCUUUCAAUCCAUAUGCUUUUCGAUGGUCUCGCAAUAGGUAUGUUGACAGAGGCCUCGGAUGUUUGGCAACUUCUGAUCGCCAUUGCUACUCACAAGUGCCUCGUUUUCUUCACGAUCGGUCUUCAGUCCGUGGAAAUGUUGUCGUCUGCUAAGAAAGCCGCUUGCGUUGUCCUUUACUUUGCCGUUGUUAGCCCGCUCGGCGUUCUUGUGGGUGAGGCAAUACAUACCUCCGAUGACGCUACCGGUCGGGACACCGUAACGGCCGUCCUUCAAGGAAUCGCCACGGGAACGUUCCUUUUCGUGACGUUCUUUGAGAUCCUGUUACGUGAACUUGGUUCACAUAAGGCAACGCUGCUGAAAAUAGUGUUCAGCUUUGUUGGAUUUGUAUGUAUGGCAUGCGUUCGUUUGCUCGCAGGAUAAGGAUAAUCAAUAAUUUACGCAUGCGCAUUUCUAAGAUCUUUCUACACAAGGUUGUUAAGCACGUGUCUUUUUGGCGUAAGAACAACUUUUUAUUAACUUGACCACUGUUGCUGUUGACUUAAUCCGAUAAACUAUAAAA